GACCUUUGACCUAAUGAGUUUUCUGACUGCUUUUUUGGUUUGAGUUGUAGUCUCAUUCAGAAAAGCUGCUACUACAGAGAGAGUAGUGAAGAGGGAUAGUGUUGAGGACGAAGGAGACAAGAUGAGCAGCGGGCGCAGUGUCAUAAAGGUGUUCUUGGUGAACGGAGAGUCACGCAGCGUACGACUGGACGAGCGGAUGGAAGUUACGGACGUGGUUCGCAGUGUCCUCCACAGACUAAGGGUCAACAUGGAGGUAGCUCCUCAACUGUUCUCCAUUUUCCUCCGUCACCGUGACGAGGGAGAGAGCUACUGGCUCCAACCUGGGUUCACUGUCGCCGAGCAACUAGCCAGCUACACUGCCAGGAAACCUCUGGAUCAGUGGAGGUGUUUGUAUGUGUCACAUGGCAGCAGUAUGACAUCGUGUUGUGUCGUAUGUAUAUACUUGCAGGUUUAUGCUGAGGAUGAGAGUGUUGCCACGGACACCUCAGCACCUCCUGACGCAAGAUCCUGUCACCUUCCAAUACUUCUAUGACCAGGUUCUCCAUAGUUACCUGGUGGACAGCGAGAUCGCCGUGGACAACGAGACGGCUGUCAAACUGGGCUGUCUGGAGCUGCGCAGGUUCUUCAAAGACAUGCCUCAAGUCGCUCUCAAGAAGAAAGAGAAUUUCGACAUGCUCGAAAAGGACAUUGGACUGGAGAAGUUUUUCAAGUCAUCUCUUCUCUCCUCACUCAAGAGAAAGAACCUUCGAACCAUGGUUCUCCAUGCAUUUCAGAACUACGAGAGUCUUACAAUGGAGGGAUGUAUAUUUCAAUUCUUCUCUCUUCUCUCCAAGUUUCACUCCAUUGACGUGGAGUCCUUCCAAAACUGUGCCGUUGGGGACGACCAGACGGCGCGGCUGUCGUGUGUCAUAUUUGUGGGAGCCAACUGUAACCUGGAGUACCAGCUGGAGGGAGGAGAGCGGAGGUUCCUUGCUGCCUUCUCCGAUAUCGAGGACGUGUGUUAUGAGAGUGAACUGAUGAGUCGAGGUCGUGUUGUCAUGGACGUGCGGACAGCAGCGAUGGCAGUGGUGAUUCGGACUGCUACCAUGACGAUGGCAGUCCACCUGGCUACUCUAAUUGAUGCCUACUGCAUGGUCUACACUCCAAACCCCCAUUCUCGGAUGUCUGGAAUUGGCAGGAAGAGCUACUCAAACCCACGACUGUCAGGUCUGUACAGCUCUCUCGAGGAAGAGAGAAUGAGAGGUGUCGUCGAUCAUUACGGGAUCUCCAUGGCAACGCAUUCCUUCACACCCGGGGAUGACUAUGCAGAAGUGAGAGAGCCAGACAGACAGGUCCUCGGCAGAGCCAUCUCUCCACGGGAGGUCAUGUUAGAGGAGAGAAUUGGAGAGGGACAGUUUGGAGACGUUCACAAAGGAACCCUCUACCCCGGGACGAGGGAUGAAGUUUCUGUGGCUAUAAAGACAUGCAAACCAGACGCCUCACAUGAAGGCAGAGUCAAGUUUCUUGAGGAAGCCGCGGUAAUGAAGAAGUUUGAUCAUCCUCACAUCAUCAAGCUCUUUGGAGUGGUGUCUCACGAGAGGCAGACAUGCAUCGUCAUGGAACUGGCACCACUCGGACAGCUGCGUCGCUAUCUCCUGAGUGAAGGUUCGAGGAUCUCCAAACUCCUCCUCCUCCAGUACAUACACCAGAUGUCCUCUGCCAUGGUUCACCUGGAGGCCAAGAGUUACGUCCACCGCGACAUCGCCGCCAGGAAUGUGUUGGUGACAACUCCAGAGGUUGUAAAACUGGCUGACUUUGGUCUCAGUAGAGGACUGCAGGAUGGAAACUAUUACGUCGCGUCGAGAGGGAAGCUGCCUAUCAAGUGGAUGGCUCCUGAGAGUAUUAACUUCAGACGGUUCACUGGACUCAGUGACGUAUGGAUGUUUGGGGUUUGUUGCUGGGAGAUAAUGAUGAGAGGGGUCAAGCCAUUUGUGGGGAUCAAGAAUGAUGAGGUCAUCUCCAAGAUAGAGCUGGGAGAGAGGCUCCCGUUGCCCGCGGAUACGCCUGCCCCUCUGUUUAGUCUCAUGAACCGCUGUUGGUCUUACGAACCGGAGAAGAGACCCUAUUUCCGUGACAUUGAGGCAACGGUUGCUGACGUGCUGGAGGAGGAGAGACAACUGGAGAGUCUGACGUCACGUCGGGCCCCGCCCACUGCCCCACCCACUGACUACGCCCCUGAGAAGCCUCCCUACAGACCUCACUCCUCACAAGGCUUCAUGCAGGUGAAGAGAAGUUCUCUGUUAUCAGAUGAAGAAACCUGGCAACACAACCGCAUGUCUGGUAACCUUGACGACAGCCCUGCACUUCCUCCGAGGAUUGCCACAAGAUUCAGAGAAAUCUCCCCCUCCCCUCAUCCCCGUGACCACACCCCCUCUCCCCACACCAACGGCAGCGAGACUCCACCCCCUAAGCCUCCUCGUCGCAUCUCUCCAGAAAUACCUCCCGAACCUGUUCUUCAACUCCGUGCAAACCCUCCGCCCAUUGUCCCAUACUCCGUGACAACCAUCACCCAUGGCGACAGCCCCGCCCCUCAGAUGACCUCUGACCUUCGUCGCUCCGAGAGUCCCUGUCACCCCGUUGCCAUAGCACCCAUCCCGCCUCCCUCCAUUCUUCUGCGGGGAAACGAGGGAGCCCCUACUGAAUCUACCCCGUCUGGUGGAGUAUAUUACUCCAUCCCGGAGGACGGAGUACGGAGUCUGCGAGAGGAUGGACAGUUUGUCAGCUCCAGGGGAAGUGGGCAUGGCUCUAUCACGGGGUCUGAGUCCAGCCGUGAGGGUGAGGUAGGGGUGAGUGGGGAGAUGGAGGAGAAAGGAGAAGUGGGGGAGGCGGUGGGAGAGGAAGAAGUGCUUGGUAAAGUGACGAAUGUGGUGAAGGCAGUAAUGGAAUUGAGCCAUCGCGUGUCUCUCUCUCCUCCUGACGAGUACUUGGAGCUCGUAAAGGGUGUUGGCAUGGCGAUGAGGGAGUUGCUACAUACAGUUGAUGGCAUUAGACGGAAGAUUCCAGUCCAGUCACACCACGAGGUCAGAAUUAUUAAAUGUUCAAUUGACAGAUUAACAGCAUUACAGCAAACAUGGAACAAUGGAAAUAGUAUCACGCUCAUUGUAAAGUUGUUUUGCGUGUGCGCAGUGGGAACCAUACAGACCAUAAUAUUAUACUGCCAACUCUUUUGAUAAUCUACAGAUGGACAUGGCACAGAAAGUCCUCAGCUCAGACUUCAACCAGCUGAUAACAGCCAUGAAGGCAGCCCAGAAGAACGCCAACACGUUCUUGGAGGAGGUUUAUCAGAAAGAAAUGCUGGCAGCUGCCCACGUGGUGGCCAAGAACUCCAAACUAUUGUUUGAUGCAGUUGUUUCGUGUCUCAGGAAUGCUAGAUUGAGAUGACUGUAUCACAUGCGAUUCCAUGAUCUAUAGUAAUAAUUAUAAGAUAAUUAUUAUUAUUAUUAUCAAUUUUUAAUC
Geodia barretti is the source of this 3495-nucleotide messenger RNA. The record is from the annotation of a GenBank genome assembly. NCBI's taxonomy places the organism in Eukaryota, Metazoa, Porifera, Demospongiae, Tetractinellida, Geodiidae.